UGCCAGGUAGGUGCCCAGCCUCUCUGCCCCAGCACCCCUGUCUUCUCAGCCCCAGGGCUACCUGUGGCUUCGCAGGAUGGGGCCACAGGUGCCCUCAGCCCCUCCUGCUCUCUGGGUCCUUGGGUGCCUUGUCCUGUUCCUCUGGCUGUGGACACUGUGUGCCACCUGUCACAGGAAGCCGGUGCAGAGGCAGCAGGCCGGCCCCCGGAGCGAUGUGAUGCCAGCAGAAGCGGUGAGUGUCAGGCUGUCCCUGGGGCCGGGGCGGGGCCACCACAGGACCAAAACCAACCUUCCUUGCCCCCAGUCCCUGCUGAGACGACAACACCUCUGCAACCUCAGUGAGUCGGACACCAGACUGCACCAGCUGCACCCGGGCCCCAGAGGCUGCCGAGGCCCACGGCCUGCCAGCAUGGAUAUCUUGCGCCCACAGUGGCUGGAUGUGUCUAGAAGCACCAGCAGACCUUUGGCAGCCUUCUCACAAUGGGAACUGCCCCGGGCAAUGCCGGCUGCCACCUCACCCUCCAUCUGCCCCGAGGCCACCUAUUCCAAUGUGGGGCUGGCAGCAAUCCCCAGGGCCAGCCUGGCAGCCAGCCCCGUGGUAUGGGCAGGGGCACGGCUGACAACCAGCUAUGUGAGGCCUGGGCCUGAGGCCAGACUGGAGAUGGCUGAGUAUGCUUGUAUCCAGAAGCUCAAGGAAACAGAAGAAGGCACCCAAAGCCUGGGGCAGGGGAAGGCAGAGCUGACCCCAGCUGCCCAGGUUGACAUUCUGUACUCCAGAGUCAAGAAGCCUAAGAAGAGGGACCCAGGACCUGCCCCAGACCAGCUGGACCCCAAAGGGAGGGGAGUAAUUCCACCUCUGGAAAGUGACCAGUCCUAUGAGACCCUCCCACUCAGGGGCCUGGGCAAGGAUGAUGGCCUCCUUGAAAAUGUGUAUGAGAGUAUCCAGGAGAUGGGGACCCUCCCACAGAGCACCUGAGCCCUCCAGCUCUGGCUGUUAGCAGGGGCACACCUCUGCAGGGCGCGGAGGCUCCUGCCUUCCCCAUCCUCAAACUAGGGGUCUCCGACUCCCCAUCUGCCUUGAACAACCCAGCACAGAGUUCAUCCUUACAAAGUAGGUAGUGCCCACCCCCCAUUCCCUGCCCCCCCCACCCCGCAAGUUGGCAGCACAAAACCCAGAUCCCAAAUCUUCUAGCCUGUGAGGUCCCUGGGGGUCCUGGCUGCCGUGGCCUCUUGGACUCUCCCAAGGUCUUAAUAAAUCUUCAGCCUAGGGAAGA
Molecule: messenger RNA, 1274 nt
Organism: Neogale vison (American mink)
Lineage: Eukaryota; Metazoa; Chordata; Mammalia; Carnivora; Mustelidae
Gene: LIME1
Product: Lck interacting transmembrane adaptor 1
Exons: 4
Coding region: 77-976 (299 amino acids)
Biological process (GO): T cell receptor signaling pathway; regulation of phosphatidylinositol 3-kinase/protein kinase B signal transduction; regulation of canonical NF-kappaB signal transduction
Cellular component (GO): B cell receptor complex
Molecular function (GO): protein kinase binding
Source: RefSeq, a predicted model, not a curated record